UGUUAACAAAGCCUGGGGAGAGCGGCGCGCUGCUGGUAGUGGGCACAAACAAUGCAGAAUUCCCGGGCCAGAAGGACAUUUGACAGAACUCCCAGGAUAAGGAGGGAACUCAGCCCACCCGGCAAGUGCGCUGAAAUGGGCUCUUACUGGAUAAAAAAAGGGAAAAUUAGAUAUGUCAACGUAUCCUGUUGAAAGCAUUAGAAACUUCAGUAUUAUAGCUCAUGUAGAUCAUGGCAAAAGUACACUAGCAGACAGAUUGCUGGAAAUUACAGGAACAAUUUCUAAAACUGACCGCAAUAAACAAGUGCUGGAUAAACUUCAAGUGGAACGUGAAAGAGGAAUUACAGUUAAAGCCCAAUCUGCAUCUCUCUUUUACAAUCAUGAAGGAAUAAACUACCUCUUAAAUCUUAUUGACACACCUGGCCACGUAGAUUUCAGCUAUGAAGUAUCACGGUCACUCUCUGCCUGUCAAGGUGUCAUACUUGUAGUGGAUGCAAAUGAGGGUAUUCAGGCUCAGACAGUGGCAAACUUCUAUCUUGCCUUUGAAGCACAGCUUUCAAUAAUUCCUGUCAUAAAUAAGAUUGACUUGAAAAAUGCAGACCCUGAAAGAGUUGAAAAACAAAUUGAGAAGCUUUUUGAUAUCCCUAGAGAUGACUGUAUAAGGAUUUCUGCUAAACAAGGAACAAAUGUUGAAAAAGUUCUUCAAAAGGUUAUUGAGAAGAUCCCACCACCCCAGUGUAAUUCUGCUGAUCCAUUGAAAGCCUUAGUAUUUGACUCUACCUUUGACCACUACCGAGGUGUUAUAGCUAACAUUGCGCUCUUUGGUGGGGAGAUUGCAAAAGGACAGAAAAUUGUGUCUGCACACACAAAGAAAAGAUAUGAAGUUAAUGAAGUCGGAAUUCUGACUCCAAAUGAACAGCCAACACAUAAGCUCUAUGCAGGACAGGUGGGGUACCUGAUUGCUGGAAUGAAAGAAGUAACGGAAGCCCAAAUAGGAGACACACUGUUUUUGUAUAAACAGCCAGUGGAGCCUUUGCCUGGCUUUAAGUCAGCGAAGCCAAUGGUUUUUGCAGGAAUGUAUCCAAUAGAUCAAACAGAAUAUAAUAAUCUCAAAAGUGCUUUGGAAAGGCUGACAUUGAAUGAUUCCAGUGUAACUGUUCAUCGUGACAGUAGCCUUGCCUUAGGAGCUGGAUGGAGAUUGGGUUUCCUUGGUCUUCUACAUAUGGAAGUCUUUAAUCAACGUUUGGAGCAAGAGUAUAACAUGUCUGUUAUUUUGACUGCACCUACAGUUCCAUAUAAAGCUGUUCUUUCCUCAGCAAAGUUGAUAAAGGAGUAUGGAAAAGAUGAGAUAACUAUUAUCAACCCUGCUCAGUUUCCUGAUAAACUUUCAGUAUCAGAAUAUUUGGAGCCAACUGUUCUUGGUACUAUUGUAACACCUCAUGAAUAUAUUGGGAAAAUAAUUACCUUGUGUCAGGAUCGUAGGGCAGUCCAGAAGGAUAUGCUGUACAUUGAUGAAAACAGGGUUAUGCUAAAAUACCUCUUUCCACUGAAUGAAAUUGUGGUGGAUUUUUAUGAUGCUCUUAAGUCUCUGUCUUCUGGCUAUGCAAGUUUUGAUUAUGAAGAUGCAGGUUACCAAUCAGCAGACCUAAUCAAAAUGGAUAUUCUUGUGAAUGGAAAUCCAGUUGAAGAACUGGCAACUGUCAUACACAAGGAUAAAGCAUAUGCUGCUGGUAAACUCCUGUGUGAACGUUUAAAAGAGACUAUUCCUAGACAGUUGUUUGAAAUAGCCAUCCAGGCUGCCAUUGGCAAGAAAAUCAUUGCAAGAGAAACGCUGAAAGCUUACAGAAAAAAUGUUGUGGCAAAAUGUUAUGGUGGAGACAUUACAAGAAGAAUGAAGCUUUUAAAGAGGCAAGCUGAAGGCAAAAGAUUGAUGAGAAAAAUUGGCAAUGUUGAGGUUCCAAGGGAUGCCUUUAUACGUGUUCUAAAGAGAGAAACUGACAAAUAGAGAUCAGUGACAUCUGAUCAUUCCAAUCAUGUCAGCUUUUUGCAGACAGUAGCCAAGUGAGCUAAUAAGUGAUUUAUCACUGUGAGGGGAACAUGCCUGACUUUAAAUGGUAUGAAUUCAGUAUGUGUGGGAAGAUGCAUUGAAAGGACUUAAAAAUGUACAUAUAUUUGUAGAUUAUUAUGAAAUUAAAGUUACUUGACUGCAUCUAAAAGCUCUCAUGUUUUUCAUUUUAUUUCACUGUUUUCAUACUUUUAACACUUAAAAUUAACACAGUUUUGGAGUUUUUUGCAUUGCAAGUCUCUAUGAGAGAACUAUAUGGCAGAAAGGUUAUAAAAUAAUUUAAAGGUAUGUGUAGACAAACAAUGCUGUGUUGGUUUGGUUUUUUUCUUUUAAAGUUUGAACUGUUGGCACAAAAGUAUCAAGCUGUUUCCUGUUUUACUUUCUCUGAAGUUGAUGUUGUCAGGAAAAUGUGAUGAUGGGAAACCACAUCAGAUGAAAAAAAACAAAACUUUUAAAUUUACCACACUGUUUAUUUUAAACCAAUUGAAGUGUGUAAGUUUACCAUUAGUUCAGCACAGCUAUGCUCGUCUCCAGGCAAAUAGCAAGUUUUAAUAUAUUAAGACACAUGAUCUGUAACUGUUCCACUAUUAAGACCAAUUCAGGCCUUAAAAAUUUAUUUAACAUGAAGUUUUGGUUACAGCAUGUUUUGGUGUAGUUGGUGAAGUUUCAUUUAUACUGUUUACAUACUAAAGUUUGUCAGUGCAUCCUCAAUUAAAUGCUGCAGUGUAGUGUGUGUAACUUUUGGAAGUGUACACAAAGCAAUUAUAAACAUAAGUUAAUGACCUUGCUAUAUACUGUAUUUGCAACUGCUUACCCACCUCCAAAAGCGUUUAUGCUGCAUUUUCUUUUUUGUUUUUGAUCUUCAGGGACUA
Ficedula albicollis (Collared flycatcher) is the source of this 2937-nucleotide messenger RNA. RefSeq names its product GUF1 homolog, GTPase (gene GUF1). The coding region runs from base 173 to 2005 and encodes 610 amino acids. Gene Ontology annotation, cellular component: mitochondrion. Lineage: Eukaryota; Metazoa; Chordata; Aves; Passeriformes; Muscicapidae. Gene Ontology annotation, molecular function: GTPase activity; mitochondrial ribosome binding; GTP binding. Gene Ontology annotation, biological process: positive regulation of translation. The record is from RefSeq and is a predicted model, not a curated record. The transcript has 17 exons.